AGAAGUAAGUAGGUAUAUAGGGGCGCAACGUGUUGGCGGAUUCUCAGUCGUUAGUGACGAGGCUCGCGGGCUGCCCGGGCGACUCCCGUGAGCGACCUCGUGUAUGAGCUACCUAUCGACACAGAUAAAGGAAUUCCUAUGUGAUGUUAGUAAACAAAAAGUGUAUAAAUAAAAAGCGCGGCGUGUUCCCUCUGUCAGUCUACUUGUGAAGUUAAGCUGGCUACGAUGUCUCUUCCGGGAGUUUUCCUUUUUUCUCACUACGUAGAAAGCUUUUGGAGCACGCCGCCGCCCCUGGUGGACUGGUCGUACGUGCCGACGCUGGUGCUGGCAGUGAUCCUGGUGGUGGUGGCGGCGACGGCGUUAGCUGCGCGCGCGGCUGAUGGCAAACAGGCCACUCGGCUGCCCGGCCCGCAGGCACUACCGUUUUUGGGCACCCGGUGGCUCUUCUGGGGCCGGUACAAGAUGAAUAAGCUGCAUGAAGCUUAUGAAGACAUGUUCAGGCGUUACGGGCCGGUUUUCGUGGAGACCACUCCGGGAGGUGCCUCUGUGGUGUCCAUCGCGGAGAGAGCAGCCCUGGAGGCCGUGUUGCGGGCCCCGGCCAAGAGGCCCUACCGUCCGCCCACCGAGAUCGUGCAAGUGUACCGCAGGAGUAGGCCCGACAGAUAUGCCUCUACAGGACUUGUAAAUGAACAAGGCGAAAAAUGGCACCAUCUUCGUCGUCACCUGACCGCAGAGCUGACGAGUCCUAACACAAUGCAGGGCUUCCUACCGGAGCUGAACAAUAUUUGUGACGACUUCCUCGAACUUCUGGAGUCUUGCCGACGAAGCGACGGCACUGUUGCCGGCUUUGAUCAACUUACUAACAGGAUGGGCUUGGAAUCUGUCUGUGGGUUGAUGCUUGGUUCAAGACUGGGCUUCUUAGAGCGAUGGAUGUCGGGCCGUGCGGCAACUCUCGCGGCCGCCGUGAAGGCCCACUUCAGGGCCCAGAGGGACUCCUACUACGGAGCUCCCCUAUGGAAGUUCGCCCCCACCACUCUCUACAGGACAUUCGUGAAGAGCGAGGAAACCAUUCAUACGAUAGUAUCGGAGCUGAUGGAGGAAGCCAAGACAAAGAAACAGGGUACUGCCAAUGAUGACGCCAUGAGAGAGAUCUUCCUGAGGAUCUUGGAAAACCCUGCCGUCGAUAUGAGGGACAAGAAGGCUGCUGUCAUUGACUUCAUCACGGCUGGCAUUGAGACGCUAGCGAACAGCCUAGUAUUCCUGCUAUACUUGCUGAGCGGUCGCCCAGACUGGCAGCGGGUCAUCCGCUCCGAGCUGCCGUCCUGCAGCACACUGACUGCCGAAGACUUGGCAGCCGCUCCCUCAGUCCGUGCUGCGAUAUAUGAGGCCUUCCGACUGCUGCCAACAGCACCUUUCUUGGCCAGGGUCCUGGAUACCCCUAUGACUGUUGGGGGACAUAAAUUGCCGGCUGGGACGUUCGUGCUAGCCCACACAGGGGCAGCCUGCCGUCGUGAAGAGAACUUCUACCGCGCGCGGGAGUUCGUCCCCGAGCGCUGGCUCACGCACACGGCUCCGCAUGCCCCUGCUCUUGUAGCUCCCUUCGGCAGGGGCCGCCGCAUGUGUCCCGGGAAACGAUUCGUUGAUCUUGAACUGCAUUUGCUUCUUGCUAAGAUAAUGCAGAAAUGGCGCGUGGAGUUUGACGGUGAGUUGGACAUCCAGUUCGACUUCCUACUGGCGCCAAAGUCACCAGUGUCUCUGCGACUGGUCGAAUGGUAGUCGCUUCCUUUAGCGUUGUCCUGCGUGACUGACGAAUGCGACGCGAUGCUACACGCGACAAAUGUUCCACGUGAUUUUUCACAUUACUUCUAGAACAAUUCAAUUUUGUUCAAAAGUCCCUUCAAAACAUAUGCGUUAAUGUCGCGUUUCGCCGCAGAUUUUCAUUUGCCGCAAUCAGAGGAUCGAGUUGAUCGUCUUCCUUAGAAGGAAGUUUUCUCAGAAUUGGCCAAUUUGUGGUUGAUCGCGUUCGUUGCGUUUGAAUCGUCGCGUCAUUCGUCGCUCACGCAGGACUCCGCGUUAUACGUAAUGUGUAAAGUUUAUUGUACUUCUGCUUCUUACAAAGUUCUUUUAAUUAGAUUAUACAAGUAUUUUCGUAAUAUACGCCCUUUGAUGGAGAAAUAUGGACAAGAUAGUUAAGGUCUAACCAUUAGGUUGGAUAAUACGCUUCUAGAUCCCCUGCCUGGAAAAAUAAUUUUAAAAGUUUAUUUUGGGAUGUUUAAUGAUUUUUAAUUCUGUGCUCCAAACAUAUAAAUGUGUUCUGUAACUUGGAUAGUUCGUUAUAAUAAUAGUAACGAUUUAUUCUCUGCAAAAUGGCGUAUGUUACGAUAUAACAGUGUAUAAUCAAAGCUUUAUUAUGACUAAAGAGAGCGUCAUUUACUUUAAUAUUAGCUGUUUAUUUUUAAAUGACUGUAAUAAAGUCCGUCUUAUAUCUUGCUAUUUACUUUUAAGCGAGUGUUCGCAAUGUCUUCCACUUGCUCAGUUAACAUUAUUGAAAACUUAUUAUAUGCUUGUUUUAAGGGUCCGUUGCACCAUUUAACUAUAAUGAUAACCAAACCACAAGCAGUCGUGUAAUUGGUCAAAUCAGCGAUUUGACAACUGAAAAUGGUUCGGUUUUCGCAAUAGAUAAAUGGGGUAAUGAACCAUAUGUGUAAAUGUUAUUUAAGUGUAUUGGGCUGGUCCACAUUACCUUCCAUUUCCUUCCAAACGACUCGGUUGCCAUGACAGCUCAGUGGGAGUGCGUUACAGGGUAUUGGCAAUAUCUGCUCAAACUGCACACUUCUUUCUAAUUGUUGAAAGAACUGUUCACAAAUUAUUAUAUAGGAACGUAAUAUACGUAGAAUACUGAUCUAGUUUAUAGCUACACAAUAUUAUAAAAAUAUGGCUGUGUUAAUAUCAAAAACAUAUUUAUAUAAAAUGUUAUAACCGCAAAUACCUCUUGUUAUAAGACUGUGUAUUGCCAGCACAUGCAUUUGUCAGGAUUUUAAUGCAAUUUUUUUAAAUCUAGGUAAGAGUAAACAUUUAAGUUUAGCGUUACAAUCAUUCCAUUUUAAAAUAAGUUUUUGGUAAUACCAGCUUCGACAUUUAUGAUGAAAUAAAAAUAAAUUAGAAGUGGCCAUUUCCUAUGAUUAUUUUAUAAUGUAAAAUUAUUAUGUUGACGUUACAGUUCUUUCGCGAUAUGAUGGUUUCCCUUACAGUUAUAUUUUUUUCCAGCUACUUGUAUUACUUUUACCUAAAGUAAACAGACAUAAUAUUUAAAAAUAAACAAUAUUGGGACUUCAUAAGUUUGUGUGGCAGGGAUAAAUUAGAACUGUUAGGAAGAUAAUCAUAUCGCGAAAUAACUAUAGUUGUAUAGCUAAGACAUCGAUCGUUGUAUCCUUGUUAGCUUUUAAAUGGAUUAUUUGUUUAUCAAUAUAUAGUUAACAUACAUACAUAGAUGAGGAUAUUGUUAUCAAUUAAAUUAUUUUGAAAUAAUAAACUGAACCUAAUAUUCCAAUAAAUAGAACAGAAACUAAAA
Helicoverpa armigera (cotton bollworm) is the source of this 3571-nucleotide messenger RNA. RefSeq names its product ecdysone 20-monooxygenase (gene shd). The coding region runs from base 226 to 1776 and encodes 516 amino acids. The transcript is spliced from 9 exons. NCBI's taxonomy places the organism in Eukaryota, Metazoa, Arthropoda, Insecta, Lepidoptera, Noctuidae. The record is from RefSeq and is a predicted model, not a curated record. Gene Ontology annotation, molecular function: iron ion binding; heme binding; oxidoreductase activity, acting on paired donors, with incorporation or reduction of molecular oxygen.